AUGAGCAUGUUUACGAACCCUCAAAUGGACCAGCUUGCCAUCCAGCAGCAGAUCGAGCUCCUCCAGCAGCAGCAGCAACAGCUCCAAGCUACUCAACAGCAAUAUCUCAACAUGGGGAUGAUCCCCCAACCCAACAACUCGGCCCUGUUCCCGAUGCAGCAGCAGCAGCCCCAGCAACAGCAGCAGCAGCAGCAGCAGCAGCAGCAGCAGCAGCAGCAGCCCAUGUCGCAUCGCCGGAAUCAGUCCGCAAUUCCUAAUAUGGGCAUGGGGCCCCCUCCUGCCCCCUCUUCCGGCGCUUCGGGCACCGCAUUUGGCAAUUUUGAUAAUUCCCAGGCUAGUCAUGGCCGUGGUGAAAACGCACCCAGCCGUGGCGGGCGUGGCGGUGGUGGUGGUGGCCAUCAGCGACGUCACUCGUUGGCUCUUGCCGAUGCCAAGAAGGCUGCCGAGCUGGCUCAGCAAAAGAGGACAACGACCGGUUUCCAGUUCCCUGGCCCCGGUGCGUCCGCGGACAAGGCCAGCGGCGAUGAAAAUCGUGCUGCUCCGCAGCCGGCGGCUACUGAGAACCAGGCCUCGCAGGGUUCUGCUGGUCGCGGCGGUCGUGGUGGUCACGGUCGUAGUCAGAGCAUGGCUGUCGGUCGCGGUGGCGGCGGCGGCAGCCAGGACUUCCGCCGCGGCGGACACGCUCGAACUGGCUCCCGCAACUUUGAAGGCAACUGGAGAAAUCAGGGCCAAGCACAGGAGCAAGGCGGCCAGAACCAGCAGCAGACUUUCCAGCCUGGCCACCGAUCUCGUGGCUCGGUCAACCAAUCCAUUUCAUCCAUCGGUGCCUUCCAGUAUCCGGGCCAAGCUCCUCUCGUUCAGAUUCCUGGUCAGAUGAUCAUGCCUCAAAUGUUCCCCGGUCAGCAGCUCAACCCCAUGCAGCUCAGCCAGCUUCAAGCCCUCCAGGCUCAAAUGAACGGCCAGCAGUUUGUUGGUCUCCAGAACAGCCAGCACGCUGGUGGCCUCCCCGGCCAGCAGCAGCAGCAGCAGCAGCAGCAACGCAAGACUCUAUUCACCCCCUACCUCCCCAAGCCACCCUUCCCGCCCUCCUCGGCGAUGGCCAGCUUGUCUCCGCAAGGACCGAAACCGCGCUCUGGAGGGGAUCUGGUCGCCGUUGAACUCCUCGACGUCGACGAAGUUUGGUCGCAGAAGCGCGAAAAGGAGGAGAAGAAGAAGCGCAAGGAUAUCACCGAUACUAGGUCAGGUUCUACCAACCAGGGCAGUCAGCACGGUGCCAAUGGUGAUGAUGGCAAAUCAAACGAGGGCGGUAUCCGCCGUCGUGGUAGUCUUCGUCAACGACCCACCCAGAAGAAGAACGACGACGUGGAAGUCGAGGGCCAGAGCCUUCUCCUUGUAGAAGAAGAAGAAAUCAACGACGAGCAGAAGCCCCUUUACGCCGGUCAUAUCGUCGCCGUCAUUGAGCGAGUCCCCGGCCAGAUGUUUUCUGGCACUCUGGGUCUACUCCGACCCAGCAGCCAAGCUACCAAGGAGAAGCAGGAGGCAGAGCGCGCGGCCCGAGAUGGUGGAAACUCGCGACAUAACGAUAACCGCCAUCAGGAAAAGCCCAAGAUCGUGUGGUUCAAGCCGACUGACAAGCGUCGAUGGCCCAUCACUUCUCUUCACCCCUUUGGUACGCUGGUCGAGCAGCUUGGUAAGAUGGGAGACCUGAAGGUCGAGACUGAUGCACUUUUGCGUGACAACAACUUUGCCUCGGACGACUUCACCGAGGCUGUCCUUCGCAGCGUAGGACUCCAAGAUUGGUCCCUCGCCAAGGAGGAGGAGACUUCCCUCGCUGCCCGCCGUGAUUUCCGAGACGAGAGGAUAUUCACCUUGGCGCUUUCCGAGUCGGGAGAACUAGGCAACGCUAUCCACGUGAAGACUAGCCCUGAUGGCAAGAUUGACGUCGGCAUUCACGUUCCUGACGUUGCUCACUUCGUCAAGGCCAACUCUCUCGUUGACCGAGAGGCCAAGAAGCGAGGCACGGGUGUGCAUCUCCUUAAUCGCGUCUCCGUCAGUAUCGUAUUCCGUGUCAACCCCCAUAACGGUGCCGUUGCCGAGGGUGAUGCUUGGGUUGGCAAGAGUAUCAUCAAGAGCGUGGGCAGAGUCACCCUUGACCAGGUCGAUGCCGCUCUUUCUGGAGACCAGUCCGCAUUCAAGGACGACUCGGUUCAGCUCAAGGACCUCCAAAUUCUUAACGCUGUGUCCCAAAAGUUCAGGGAGUCUCGUCUUGGCGCUGGCGAUGAGCCUAUUGCUCCUCUUCGACUUCUUCAGCAACUUGACGACGAGAAUGUCCCGGUCAAGACCAACAUCUUUGACUCGACGUCGGCGACCGAGAUGAUUGAAGAGCUGAUGCACAAGACCAAUGCCUAUGUUGCCCAGAAACUCGUCGAGGCCCUCCCGGAGAAGGCUAUUCUUCGUCGACAGGGCGCGCCCAAUCCCCGCCGUCUCCGGACCCUUGCGGACCGUAUGGCCGCCCUAGGCUAUGAGAUCGACGCUACUAGCAGCGGCAGCCUGCAGAACAGCCUUUUCAAGGUUGACGACACUGAUAUCAGGAAUGGUAUGGAGACGCUGCUCGUGAAAUCCAUGCAGAGGGCCAAGUACUUUAUCUCUGGCAAGACUCCUAAGCACCUUUGGCCCCACUAUGCACUGAACCUUCCCCUGUACACCCAUUUUACGAGCCCCACGCGCCGAUACGUGGAUAUCAUUGCCCAUAGGCAGCUCGAGUUUGCCCUUUCGGAGGGCAAGGCCGAGUACAAUGACGAGCUCGAGACCCUUGUCAAGGCGAUCGAGUCGUGCAACACCAAGAAGGAGUCGGCCCAGAAUGCCCAGGAGCAGAGCGUUCACAUCGAGUCGUGCCGAAAGAUGGACAAGGUCAGGCAGGAUGCUAACGGAGACCUUGUGGUCGAAGGUGUGGUUAUCUGCGUGUACGAGUCGGCGUUUGACGUUUUGAUUCCUGAGUGGGGCUUUGAGAAGCGAGUGCACUGCGAUCAGCUGCCACUCAAGAAGGCCGAAUUCCGCAAGGAGAAGCGAGUUCUCGAGCUUUACUGGGAGAAGGGUGUCCCCAGCUCGGCUUAUGUUCCGGAGGACGAGCGACCCCGAGCUGCCAUGUCGCAGCGUUAUUCCAACGCCAUGGAAGCUCGAAGGCAGGCAGAGGAGGCGGAGCGUGUUCGAAAGGAACGUGAAGAAGCUGCACGCAAGCAGACUGAGACUGGAACCAUGUCGACGGAUGAUGUUGAGGCUCUCUUUGACGACGACGAUGACAACGCGUCAGACUUGACUGAGGCGAUGGCCGGCGUCUCGCUCGCAGAGCGGCCCACGCAGAGCGUGCCCGGGUCGCCCACAAGGUCUACUUCGAACGCGGAUGCUGGCGCGCUCCAGCGAACGCGCUCGGAUUCCAAGGUGCCGCCGGCGGAGCCUGUUGAGACGCGCCUGACAGAUAAGGAGAAGUACUUGAAGCUUUUCAAGCUCAGGGAAGAGGGUGGCGAAUACAUCCAGGAUGUCACGGAGAUGACGCGGGUUCCCAUUAUUCUCAAGACAGACUUGUCCAAGAGCCCUCCCUGCUUGACUAUUCGUUCCGUCAACCCCUACGCUCUCUAA
Parascedosporium putredinis is the source of this 3636-nucleotide messenger RNA. The record is from the annotation of a GenBank genome assembly. Lineage: Eukaryota; Fungi; Ascomycota; Sordariomycetes; Microascales; Microascaceae.